This is a messenger RNA of Oryctolagus cuniculus (rabbit), 2248 nucleotides long. The record is from RefSeq and is a predicted model, not a curated record. NCBI's taxonomy places the organism in Eukaryota, Metazoa, Chordata, Mammalia, Lagomorpha, Leporidae.
GUCCCUGGGUCGCUAAUGGGGAAGCCAGCACUGAGCUCAGUCAUUUCUCUCCAACGACCGCCUCGACAAAGUCCCUUCGCCCGGCCGGGCUCGGGCGGCGGAGAGUCGAGGUCUGACGGCCACAAGGCGACACCCCGGGACUCGAGCCGCGGCAGCCGGCCAGUCAGGCCCGGGACGCGCCGAGCGCGUGGCAGCCGGCACGAGCCCCACGCGGGGGUUUCCGCGCCCGGCGGGCGGGGCCGGAAGAGGAAGUCGCAGCUGCUGUGGCGGCCCCAGCAAGCAGCGGCGGUCCCCAGAGAGCCCGGCCGCCUGCCUCCGCCCGGCUCCACAACCGAGGCGGCGCCGUCGACGGACCCGGAGCCCCCUGCUGCCGACGUCCCGCGGCGUGAUGGGGCUACCGCGGCGGAUGCCCUCCGCAGCGGCCGCCCUGCUCUGGGGCUUCCUGGUCUCGCUGCUGCUCAGGAAGCAAUCCUGCACGCAUCUGGAAGUGGCACUCCUUCACCAUCUAAGGACUACUGCAUGCUGUAUAACGCUCACUGGACAGAGCUCCCAAGCACCCUAGACAAUGCAACUUCCAUUAGUUUGAUGAAUCUGACUACCACAUCACUAUGCAACCUUUCCGAUAUCCCUCCUGAUGGCAUAAAGAACAAAGCAGUCGUGGUAACUUGGGGACCCUGCCAUUUUCUUGAAAAAGCCAGAAUUGCACAGAAAGGAGGUGCUGAAGCAUUGUUGGUUGCCAAUAACAGUGUCCUAUUUCCUCCCUCAGGGAACAGAUCUGAAUUUCAGGAUGUGAAAAUACUGAUUGCAUUUAUAAGCCACAAAGACUUUAAGGAUAUGAAUCAGACCCUUGGAAGUAACAUUACUAUAAAAAUGUAUUCUCCUGCCUGGCCUAACUUUGACUAUACUAUGGUGGUGAUUUUUGUAAUUGCUGUGUUCACUGUGGCAUUAGGAGGGUACUGGAGUGGACUAAUUGAAUUGGAAAACUUGAAGGCAUUGACAAACAUUGAAGAUAGAGAAAUGAAGAAAAAGAAGGAAGAGUAUUUAACUUUUACUCCUCUUACAGUUGUAAUAUUUGUGGUUGUCUGCUGUAUUAUGAUGGUAUUACUUUAUUUCUUCUACAAAUGGUUGGUUUAUGUUAUGAUAGCAAUUUUCUGCAUAGCAUCAGCAAUGAGUCUGUACAACUGUCUUGCUGCACUAAUUCGUAAGAUCCCAUAUGGACAGUGCAGGAUUGUCUGUCGUGGCAAAAGCACUGAAGUGAGACUUAUUUUCCUUUCUGCACUGUGCGUAGCAGUAGUUGUGGUUUGGGCUGUGUUUCGAAAUGAAGAUAGGUGGGCUUGGAUUUUGCAAGAUAUCUUAGGGAUUGCUUUCUGUCUGAAUUUAAUUAAAACACUGAAGUUACCCAACUUUAAGUCAUGUGUGAUACUUCUAGGCCUUCUCCUCCUCUAUGAUGUAUUUUUUGUUUUUAUAACACCAUUCAUCACAAAGAAUGGUGAGAGUAUCAUGGUUGAAGUUGCAGCUGGACCUUUUGGAAAUAAUGAAAAGAAUGAUGGAAACUUUGUGGAAGCCACUGCUCAACCCUCAGCUCCCCAUGAGAAAUUACCAGUAGUCAUCAGGGUACCAAAGCUAAUCUAUUUCUCAGUAAUGAGUGUGUGCCUCAUGCCUGUAUCAAUACUGGGCUUUGGAGACAUUAUUGUACCAGGCCUGUUGAUUGCAUACUGUAGAAGAUUUGAUGUUCAGAUGGGUUCUUCUUCUGUAUACUAUAUUUCUUCUACUCUUGCCUAUGCUGUUGGCAUGAUACUUACAUUUGUUGUUCUGGUGCUGAUGAAGAAGGGACAACCUGCCCUCCUCUAUUUAGUACCUUGCACACUUAUUACUGCCUCCAUCGUUGCUUGGAGACGUAAGGAAAUGAAAAAGUUCUGGAAAGGUAGCAACUAUCAGAUGAUGAAUCAACUGGACUAUUCAACAAAUGAAGAAAAUCCUGUGAUUACUGGUGAACAGAUUGUCCCUCAAUGAUAUUAUAUGGACCUGCAAUAAUAAUGUGUCACUGAUUUUCUACAAAUAGAGUUUGACUUUUUAGAUUGACUUUUGAAUUAACAUUCUGAAAGAAUCUUCAGUAAUAUGCUUGCAAAUAUAUAUUUUUAUGAGCUGGUACUGACAAUUAUAAAUAGUUAAAAUGCAUUACUUUUGAUUAUGUUAAAGUUGUGCCUUCACACUAAAUAAAAACAUAUGGCCUGUGUCAUUUCCAAGA